UGGACACCAAAGGGCCCUUAAAGUGAGAUGACAAAAUCCCAUCCCGGCUUUAGAAAAAAGUCGCACAGUUCGUGAAGAUCCUCAGUAACCCGACCUUCAUCUCUCUUCGCAUAUUUUCUGGUUCUGUGAGGGCUAAGUGGAAUACGAAAUGGCAUCUUCAAAACCCCUAGUGGAAAUUUUGCAACCUGCGAAGCGCCUCAAACUCUCCUCCACCCCAUCGGAUAUUUCAAAACCUAUUCAAAACGUUUCAUUGCUCUCCAAAUCACUCAGCACCUCCAUUCCUGACUCCGAACUCACCUCCGACCAAAAACAGCGCAUCGAGUUCAACAAAUUUCUUGCAAAAUCCAAAAGAAAUCUCAACGUUUGCUCCCAAAGAGUUUCCAAAUCUAAGGGAGAAGGCCUUAGUUAUGUGAAAUUGGAAGAGCUUUUGGUUGAGGAGACUUGGUUGGAGGCGCUUCCUGGAGAGUUACAGAAGCCUUAUGCUAAAAGUUUAUGUGAAUUUGUUGGAAAGGAGAUAUGUAGUGGUUCUGUGCCGAUAUACCCCCCUCAGCACUUAAUCUUUAAUGCUUUUAACUCCACUCCUUUUGACAGAGUGAAAACUGUUAUCAUCGGACAGGACCCUUAUCAUGGACCUGGUCAAGCAAUGGGUCUAUCAUUUUCUGUGCCAAAAGGAGUGAAAGUCCCUUCAAGUUUGGUAAAUAUAUUCAAGGAACUUCAUCACGACCUUGGUUGUUCUAUUCCAUCUCAUGGAAACCUAGAAAAAUGGGCUGUACAGGGUGUUCUGCUGCUCAACACUGUUCUUACGGUUAGGAAUCAUCAAGCUAAUUCUCAUGCCAAUAAAGGAUGGGAGCAAUUCACCGAUGCUGUUAUUAAAACAAUUUCAGAAAAGAAGAAAGGAGUCGUUUUUCUCCUCUGGGGAAACUCAGCUCAAGCAAAAUCCAGGAUGAUUAAUGAGACAAAACAUCACAUUCUCAAAGCGGCACAUCCCUCUGGUUUGUCUGCAAAUAGAGGCUUCUUUGGCUGCAGUACUUUGACGAAGGCUUCUCUAAAUGACGACGAUGGUUUCUUGGCUAGAAUUCUAUCGUGGACUUCAUCCAACUUGUCAUUUGGUCCAACAAGAUAUUCAUAAAGUCAUUCCUUCUCAAGACAUUUUUCUCGCACAAACCAGCUUUUAGAGAAAAUGGGAAUCCCCCACAUUGAUUGGCAACUUUGAUUGAAAGGAACAACGGCUUAUAAUAUUGACUUUUGUGAAGGAGCGAAUCGACAUCCCACUUGAUUUUGCGCUCGAAAUUUUCUGAUGGGCACUUUGUGCAUGGCCUAAUUUUAGAGGUAGAAUAGUAAAAUGUUUGUAUCGUAUCCUGGUUUCUAUCUUCCAUUUUAAGCCAGUUCAUGUAGGUUUGGAAUUGCUUUGGGCUUCUUUGUAAUACCAUCUGAAGAGAACAAAACCUUGGAAGAAUUAUUGAAUGGGAAUGAUUUUGUCUUGUAUAAAGCUAUGUUAAUAUUGGCA
This is a messenger RNA of Mangifera indica (mango), 1507 nucleotides long. RefSeq names its product uracil-DNA glycosylase, mitochondrial-like. The transcript is spliced from 8 exons. Gene Ontology annotation, molecular function: uracil DNA N-glycosylase activity. Lineage: Eukaryota; Viridiplantae; Streptophyta; Magnoliopsida; Sapindales; Anacardiaceae. Gene Ontology annotation, biological process: base-excision repair, AP site formation via deaminated base removal; base-excision repair. The coding region runs from base 149 to 1129 and encodes 326 amino acids. Gene Ontology annotation, cellular component: mitochondrion; nucleus. The record is from RefSeq and is a predicted model, not a curated record.